AUGGACCAUCCAGCAAAGGUAAAAAAGUUGGGCAAACCUCGGAUCCCAGACCACCUUCGUCGGAGAGCUCUGGUCAGCUGUGACCGUUGCAAGAAGAGGAGAAUCCGCUGCUCCCGUUCAAGUGGCACAGAUACACGAGAGGCAUGUCAAAGUUGCUCGGAAGUGGGGGCAAAGUGCGAAUCCACCCUGCCCCGCAAGACCCGAAUAUACGGGAGCGUCGAGACUCUCAGCGUUCGUUAUCGCGCUCUGGAUACUUUGAUCAAGGGAUUAUUUCCAGCUAGAGAUACCAACGAUAUUGAAGAACUCUACGAUAUUGCCAAGGCUCAUAAUAUCCAGCUGCCUGCAUUCAACGAGCAGGAUGUUGCUGAAGAGGUCUUUAGCAACCCACCAAAGCCUACCACACUUUCUCCCCAGUCUGGUGGGGAUGCAGAGUCUCCAUCUGUGGCAUCCAAAGAGUCCGAAGGACUAAACCAGCGUGAUGGAACGCCCUCCAUGUCUGUUGAGGAGAAGCUUGUUCCCAUGCCGCAGGGACAUAAUGGAAAAUCUCACUACAUUGGGCCAUCCUCAUCCUUUGGCUUCGUUCUCACAGUGCGGAAGAUGGUUGCAGAGUUCAAUGUAGUUUUAAAAAACUUUCAACCCGAUGAUGAACGGUCCAAGGUUGCCCACGAGUUUGCUGGCUCAACUUGGAGCAAAGCACUUGAUCCCAUUGUAAAAGAAGAGAGCGAAGACUCUUCUGAUGGAAAUGUUGACCGACAAAUGAGCGAGUCUAGCAGUACCGGAAAGGCUGUCAAUCGUCGUCAGCUCCCAUCCGGGUCCAUAAGACUACCUUCCAGUACCAGCCGGUCGAAAAGAGCCACCACGCUAUCUUUCCUCCCAACAAAAGAGUUUACAGAUACUUUUGUUGAAGCCUUUUUCAACCGCGUUCAUCCGAACUAUCUUCUAUUCCACCAGCCGACCUUUCAAACCCGCUAUGAAUUGAUGUGGAACCAACCCCUCAUGCUAAUGCGGGACACAGAACCAGGAUGGAUCUGCUGUUUGUUCAUGAUGUUAGUAUUUGGAGCCCAGGCACUUGAAAACGAAGAUACGUUUCAAUCCAAGCAAAUCCAGCAUCAUUACCUGGAUCUUGUUCAGUCGAGGAUGCACCAACUUAUCAGCGCCACUACACUGAUAAAUGUACAAGCACUUUUACUUCUUCAACUUUACCAGCACCAUUGCACUGAGCGAAACAGCGCUUUCAUGCUACUGGGCUGUGCUUCGCGAAUGGCUAUGGCUUUAGGCAUGCAUCGCGAGGGGACGUCUAUUGGGUUUAAUGACUUGGAAAAGGAAGUUCGGAAACGCGUCUGGUGGACAGCAUACGUGUUUGAGCAAUACCAAUGCGCCAUCCUUGGUAGACCAUGUGCAAUUGAGGAAGCAGAAGUCAAUGUAAGCUUUCCGGACGAGAUCAUGUUGGAUGGCGGGGAGUCGGUACCACCUGGGUAUAUGGAACAUUUGGUGCGUUUGGUCAAGCUCCUUUCGGAGAUCAGACGCAAGAUAUAUGCCGUCUCAAGCAGUCCUAUGGAUCGCGGCGACUCUCCCAAGGCCCAAAUGGCAAUACAGUUUCUACUCGACCUCGAUACCUGGCACAAUAGCCUACCACAGCAGUUGCGCUUAGAAAGUCUCUCUCCAUUGCCAAAACAUCGCCGCGCGGUUAUUCUCUUACACGUCCAACUCCACCACGCGCAAUCCCUUGUUACGCGACCUUUCAUGUUGCGAAAGGUUGGAUUACAAUUAGCUCGCCACCUAGGAAGACAUGUACGCUCCCAGGAACUCGACAAGGAUGAAAUGCGACUGAGCAGCGCCUGCAGUAAUUUUUCCGAAUCAGCCGCCAAACUUCUCCACCAACUUUUGGUAGAUGGGAGUUUUGAUGGUGUGGCAUGGUUAGACGGAUAUUACGUCUUCAUAUCAAUUUUCCUACUGGCAUUAGAUUUCUUCGCUCGGCCGUGGGACCAGAAAGACAACAACGAGGAUCUGGCUCGCAAACAAAUAGUUCGUGAUGUCAUGGGUGCUCUCGAAAACGUCAAGAUCUGUCCCACCUUUACAAUCUUGACUCAAGUCGCUUUACAGAUGGCGAAAAUUGUCGGCAUCUUUGACGCUCGAUCUGAACAGCAUGAGAAAGCCGAGGAGUUUAGACAAUACAUGGAGCAGCAAUCCACGACAUUUACCUUUGACUAUGGCGCCCAAGUAACACAACCUGGAGCUGUAAAUGCACUCGACUCGUGGUUCCAAAGAGCCCCUGUUGAUCUCCCGUGGGAUCUGAAAGAUUUCUUCGGCGCCGAUGGCUAUGUUGCGCCCGUUACCACUACGUCUUCCCGAGAACCGGCCAUGGCUUUCGGAAAUGCGUAUAAUGGUGUUCCACCGAUCAUUGAUAAUAACCUCAUGGUACCGCCGCCGGGUGCGGCUUAUACGCAUUGGGGUUCCAUCGAUACGCCUUUCUCUCAGCAACAGAGGGGGCGUGGACAAGUUCUUCCUAAUCCGCCUUAUCCACAUAAUGGUCACCAUGGUAUGGGAUGA
Lachnellula hyalina is the source of this 2550-nucleotide messenger RNA. RefSeq names its product putative transcriptional regulatory protein. Gene Ontology annotation, biological process: DNA-templated transcription; regulation of DNA-templated transcription. NCBI's taxonomy places the organism in Eukaryota, Fungi, Ascomycota, Leotiomycetes, Helotiales, Lachnaceae. The coding region runs from base 1 to 2550 and encodes 849 amino acids. The record is from RefSeq and is a predicted model, not a curated record. The transcript has a single exon. Gene Ontology annotation, molecular function: DNA binding; zinc ion binding; DNA-binding transcription factor activity, RNA polymerase II-specific.